UUAUCAUAAGGUAACAGCUGACAAAUUCCAAAUUAAAAAUUUAAAAAAUAAAAAAAAAUGUUUGUGAAAAACUUUGUUGUUUAUACUUUUUAACCUUUUCAAAAUAACCUUUUGUCUCAUAGACAUAAACAAAAACAAAUUUCUUCAAUGAGAAUUUAUUCAGCAGAGAACUUUCUUUUGUUGUUUUAUGGCAUAACCUCAUUUAAAUGGAAUUCCGUACUGAUUUCUAAAAGCUUACUGACUGUUUGGUGUUAAAGGUUCAAAUUAUAAAAACCACCGAUAACUAACUAUGUUCAGGAGGCAUUGCAACUCUUGGCAAGAUUUGAGGGAUUUAGAUGAACCAGGAGCCUUCAGAAACGAGUGUAAGACCCUUUUAGAUCAAAUUAUUAAUUUUACCUAUUCCGAAGCUCCGAUUUAUGGUCAAGCUUCUAAGGCUGAUGUUGAAAAACAAGAUGUAAGCUACAGACUUCUUGAAGAAGAAAAUUUCGUGCUUAAAGAGCAGGUGAUGUCUUUGCAACAAUUAAUCGCAUUAAAAUCAGAAGAAAUUUCCGAAUUAAAGUCAACUAUAAGCCAAUUAAAAUGCGAUAAACAAGAUGAGCCCUGUGUAGAAGAAGUUUCACUACCCGAUGUGAAAAAUAUUAUCAAAAGGAUCAACAGUGCUAUAGAAGACAUCAUUGAUAAUGACAGCAGCGAUGGGCUAGGCACUAUUCUACCAAAAAGCUCAGUUUUCAGUUUAGGGAUUUCAGAUUCUUAUAUUGGUCCUGAUAACAUUUCGAAUAUCAGCUCUACGAAUGCUUCAUUUUUGAAUGAUCCCACAGUUAGUAAAGAUGAUGAUGUAUUACCACCUGAAUCAUUAAGUACUGUCAUCCCAAUUUGCGAUUUAAGAUCGAAUUUAAUUGAUACAGCUUCUGGAACUUCAAAAGAAGACAAUUUUCUCUCAUUAGAAGAAAACUACUUUUUUUUAAAAAGAGAAAAUGUAAUGUUACAAGACAAAAUAAAAACCUUGACGGAUCGGGUUACUUUACUAAAAUCGUCGCUAAAGUCUUGCGAACUUGAAUUGACUCAGUAUGACAAAAUAUUAUCCCUAAUCAAACAAGAGAGGUUUAAUUUAAUAAGUGAAUUGAGGGAAACUAAGCAUUGUUACAGUGCAUUAAAAUUGAGGAAUGAGUACCUCGAAGAAAAAGUGGUCGAACUGGAAAACCGGUUGAAGCAGGAAACAUCUCCAGAAACAAGUCAAAAGGAAGAAGAUGAAGAUAGUACUCAAAUAGAAAUACUGAACUGUUACAAAAGUAGGCUUUACGAGGCGUUUAAGGAAAUGUCGACGAAAGAAGAACAAAUCGGACUGUUGAACGACUCCAUUAACGGUCUUGUGGAGAAGUUCAAAAUAGAAAAGAGCUCGCUGGAGAUGGAGUACGCCGACCAUCUGAAAGGAUCCGAAGACAGGCUGAAGCGGCUCUGCGAUGAGAAGGUCAAGUUGGAGGAAACAAUCAGGCAGCAGUCGAAACUAAUAGAUCAUUUACAGACUAUGGUAGAGAGUAGAGAAAAAAAACAUAAUUCAAAGAUCAACUGCAUUAAAGAUAAUUAAGUUGAUUAUGGCUAAACAGUAAAUUAUAUUUUAAAUAAUAAAAAUUAGUCACUAAAAAUUACAUUUGUUAUUUGUUUUCUGUGCGGAAGUACCUGACAAUUUAUAAAUGAUAUGUCGUCAAAGUAAUUUCUUCCAUUUUUUCCCCGAUAUUUGUGAGCUGGUACCCAAUAAAUCUAAACACGCGAGCGGAUUUGUUGUUCUACCGCAAACCGGCAAGGCGUACAUUGCCGUCCCCAUCUAAUUAUCUUCUAAAUAAAUCUGUAAUGAAUCAGUCAU
This is a messenger RNA of Nezara viridula (southern green stink bug), 1861 nucleotides long. The record is from the annotation of a GenBank genome assembly. NCBI's taxonomy places the organism in Eukaryota, Metazoa, Arthropoda, Insecta, Hemiptera, Pentatomidae.